Messenger RNA from Hyaloscypha bicolor E, 1416 nucleotides. Its product is annotated as kinase-like protein. Gene Ontology annotation, biological process: mitotic DNA damage checkpoint signaling; protein phosphorylation. The record is from RefSeq and is a predicted model, not a curated record. Gene Ontology annotation, molecular function: protein serine/threonine kinase activity; ATP binding. Gene Ontology annotation, cellular component: nucleus. Bases 1 to 1416 code for a protein of 471 amino acids. NCBI's taxonomy places the organism in Eukaryota, Fungi, Ascomycota, Leotiomycetes, Helotiales, Hyaloscyphaceae. The transcript has 2 exons.
AUGGCGAUAAUUCGCCCUCGGAACGCGAAAACGCCUUUUGAAAUUCACCACGACCAGGAGUCCCUCGAGGAAGAGGAAGAGGUAAUGGACGAGUCACGAGGCGAUAUGGAGGACGUUGAGCAGGACGAGGAGGACGAAUAUUCCGACGGCUAUUCCGACGAUAGCGACGAUGUUGUUGAUCCAAAGGUUCAAGAAGACAUGGACAAGUUUCAGGAGACAUUCAAAGGGAUUAAAGACCGGUUUCGUCUGAUCAACCGAAUUGGAGAGGGCACAUUUUCCACUGUAUACAAGGCUGAGGAUUUGUUGUACGAAGCCUACGACAAUGAUUGGGACAUUGAGGAAAAGGAAAAUAAAUGGACAUCACCACCCUUGAAGAAACGCCGCAUGGGGAUGCAAGCAUUAGCGGAUAUGAACGAUUACGCGCAACAACGACGACGGCCGAAGUAUGUUGCGAUCAAGAAGAUUUAUGUUACCAGCAGCCCUUCACGAAUUCUUAACGAGCUGGACCUUCUCAAUGACCUUCGAGGUUUCGAUUCUGUCUGCCCUCUGAUCACGGCUUUCAGACACACGGAUCAGGUUGUUGCCGUUCUACCUUAUUUCAAACAUACAGAUUUCCGGGAGUACUUCCGGAAUAUGACUGUCGAUGAUAUGCGAAUCUAUUUUCGAUCACUCUUCCGAGCGCUAGCAGCUGUUCACUCAAAAGGGAUCAUCCAUCGAGACAUAAAACCCACGAACUUCCUCUACGAACCUGAGAAGCGCCGAGGAGUCCUCGUGGAUUUUGGUUUGGCUGAGCGUCAAGGGGUGGAUGCAAAGCCAUGUAUGUGUACAGAGAACGCAGAUCACCGCCGUCGCCGUGUGGCAAACAGUGUUACAGCCGCCAUGGGCCCCUCAAAUGGGUAUCCUAAAAACGAUUCUCGGCCCUCUCGGCGCGCAAAUCGUGCCGGAACGCGUGGAUUCCGAGCACCUGAAGUCCUGCUGAAGUGUACCGACCAGACGACCAAGAUUGACAUCUGGUCGGCUGGUGUCAUCCUCUUGACAAUCCUAUCAAAAAGAUUCCCAUUCUUUAAUUCAGCGGACGAUGUCGAGGCAAUGAUUGAGAUCGCUACGAUCUUCGGCAUUAAGAGGAUGAAAGCUACUGGGUAUCUGCAUGGGGUCAUGUUCGAGACUAAUAUCCCGACCAUUGGCAACGCGGGUUUCACUUUGGAGAAGAUCAUCUUAUGGUCAACGUGCAGGAACGACAGUGGAAAGGACGGAAAAGAGGACCCCCUGACAGAUGAAGAGAAGUCUGCAGUACGAUUCUUGGAACGGUGCUUUGAGCUGGAUCCCAACAAGCGUAUCAGUGCGGAAGAGGCGCUUGAGCAUGAGUUUUUGAGAGAAGACGUAUAUUCAGAUGACGAGGAGAUGCAUAUGUUGUAA